AUGUUUAAUCGCACUCGGAGGCCGGAACGUAGUGAUCUGAAUAAUGGCGUGAGGAGUCCUCUCUUGGAAGAGUUCCGGGCAAACAAGACAAGGAAAUGGGAACUUCGGAACCUCUUUGGACACGUGAACGAAUUCAGCGCAGAUCAGCAUGGUUCUCGCUUCAUCCAGAUCAAGCUCGACACUGCCACCCCUGAGGAGAAGCAAAUGGUCUUCGACGAAAUUCUCGCUGGGAACAUUAUGCCCCUCGUCACGGACGUCUUUGGCAAUUAUGUUAUCCAAAAGCUGAUCGAGUUCGGCGGCGAGACUGAGAGGAAUGCUAUAUUUGAGGCCAUGCAGGGCCAUUUCUUGAUCCUCUCUUGGCAUAUGUAUGGAUGCAGGGUAGUCCAGAAGGCCAUCGAGUACAUCACUCCCGAGCAACAGAGUCAACUCAUUGCGGAACUCGCUCCGGACAUCAUGAAGUGCGUGAAGGACGCCAAUGGGAAUCAUGUUGUUCAGAAACUAAUCGAACGUGUUUCACCGGAUCGUCUCACCUUCGUUGAAGCCUUCAAGGGAAGUGUCUACGAUUUGUCGACGCAUACGUACGGCUGUCGUGUUCUGCAAAGAUGCCUUGAGCACCUCACCGAGGAGCAAACUCGUCCGUUAUUGGAUGAGCUGCAUGAGCAUACUGCCAACCUCAUGCAAGACCAGUUUGGGAACUACGUUGUGCAGUUUGUGCUAGAACACGGCCAGCCUGAAGAUCGCGCUCGUGUCAUUGCUAAGUUGCGUGGCCAGAUGCUUAUGAUGGCUUGUCACAAGUUUGCAUCCAAUGUCUGCGAGAAAGCGUUAAUGACGGCCGAUUCCGAAUCCCGUCGUCUGCUCAUCGACGAGUUGAUGACGCCUAAGCCAAAUGGCGUCAGCCCUGUGCAACUCAUGAUGAAGGACCAGUUUGCAAACUAUGUUCUGCAACGUGCACUGAGCGUGGUCGAAGGUGAUCAACUGCAAGCCUUAGCCAGCCGUAUCCGUCCCCACCUGGGUAGCAUGCGCAAGUUCACUGCGGGAAGUUUCAACAAGCAUUUGACAGCCAGUAAGUGA
This is a messenger RNA of Dacryopinax primogenitus, 1071 nucleotides long. Its product is annotated as ARM repeat-containing protein. The transcript is spliced from 7 exons. The record is from RefSeq and is a predicted model, not a curated record. NCBI's taxonomy places the organism in Eukaryota, Fungi, Basidiomycota, Dacrymycetes, Dacrymycetales, Dacrymycetaceae. Bases 1 to 1071 code for a protein of 356 amino acids. Gene Ontology annotation, molecular function: mRNA 3'-UTR binding. Gene Ontology annotation, cellular component: cytoplasm. Gene Ontology annotation, biological process: nuclear-transcribed mRNA catabolic process, deadenylation-dependent decay.